AUGCAAGAGAUGCGGGGAAAGAUGGUGAGGAAUCAAGUCAUAUUCAAGGGAUACAUAGAACGACCUCCCGAAGAAACAGACAUGGAACUGAAGGUCGAAAACAUGAUCAAGCUUGAAGCUCCAAAAUGGUCAGGUGCAAUCUUGGUCAAGAAUCUGUACCUGUCUUGUGAUCCUUACAUGCGUGGCCGCAUGCGCAGCUUCCAUGUCUCUUACCUUCCUGCUUUCAUCCCCGGUUCAGCCAUUGAAGGAUUUGGUGUGUCCAAAGUUCUGGAUUCUGAUAAUCCAGAUCUUAAACCUGGCGACCUGCUCUCAGGAUUUACAGGUUGGGAAGAAUACAGCUUAAUUCACAAGACUGAGCAGUUGAGAAAGAUUGAGCCAGAUGAUGAUAUCCCCCUCUCGUACCAUGUGGGGCUCCUUUUACAAAGCUACAUAUCUUAUGCAGGUAUGCCGGGUUUUACUGCUUAUGCUGGAUGGUACGAGGUUUGUGCUCCUAAAAGGGGAGAUAAUGUCUUUUUCUCUGCUGCCUCAGGAGCUGUUGGUCAGGUUGUUGGCCAGCUUGCAAAGUUGCAUGGUUGCUAUGUUGUUGGAAGUGCCGGAACAAGUCAGAAAGUUGAUCUCUUGAGAAAUAAGCUUGGAUUUGAUGAUGCAUUCAACUACAAAGAGGAAGAAGACCUUAAUGCAGCUUUAAAAAGAUUCUUUCCAGAAGGAAUUGAUAUCUACUUUGAGAAUGUCGGUGGAGCAAUGCUCGAUGCUGUGCUUCUCAACAUGAGAAUCCAAGGCCGGAUUGCUGUCUGUGGAAUGGUGUCUCAACAGGGCACUUCAAGUCCACAUGGGAUACAUAAUCUGUUCUCUCUAAUAUCAAAACGCAUAAGGAUGCAGGGAUUGCUGCAAAAAUUAGCCGAUGUCAUUAUACCCAAAGAAAGUUUUGCAGAUCCAGCCGGUGAAACUCAGAGCAAUGGUGUGUUAGUUGGUGCCGAGUAUGAGUACGCACUAACUGCUUGGCCAUUUUCAGCAGGCACUGUACAGUUACAGGUGCUUCUGCCGGUUCACCGUCAACUAACUGAGGCAGCCUUCACCCCGAGCAAGAGGGCGAAUUCAAAGUACACAGUGAAUCAGACCAUAUGGCCUGCUGAGCUUAAGAGGCAAUUUAGAAUCUCGAGUUUAGCUUUUAUGGAAGAUUUUGGAAGGGUGAAAUGA
Messenger RNA from Coffea arabica (coffee), 1197 nucleotides. The record is from RefSeq and is a predicted model, not a curated record. Lineage: Eukaryota; Viridiplantae; Streptophyta; Magnoliopsida; Gentianales; Rubiaceae.